CCCAAGACGAACGGUCGUUUGUAGUUCUCUGCGCGAGUUCUUCAGAAACUAGAGAAAUACGUAAACUGCCUGAAGUCGAAAUAAUCGACGAACAAUCCAGACCAUUUUUUUCACGUGCUCGCGAGUGGUAAUUGAAUAGAAACCCGCCUCCCCAUGAUGGCCCCUGAGUGACCUAUCGAGUAUCACCAGGCCCAAUGAAAAUGCAAGCCAGCCAGAUCCUGCUCCUGACUUUGGCCCUGGCCAGCAGGUCGUCGUCGGCGGCUAGCAGUCCUGGCCAGAAUGGCCUGAAUGGCCCGGUGGCAGCCGGCUCGAAUGGAUUACAGUGCCAGCGGAUCGCCGUUUCCGCCUGCCAAGGUCUCGGCUACAACAUGACCGCAUUGCCCAACCUGGCGGGUCACACCAAUCAGCUGGAGGCUGAACUCCAGAUUGCCAAGCUGGUGCCACUGAUCGAAUCCGGUUGCUCGCGUCGCGCUCGCUUUCUGCUCUGCUCGGCGCUGUUUCCGCUCUGCUCGCCGGAUGUGCCACGCCCCGUUACCGCCUGCAAGUCGCUGUGCGAAACGGUGCGCGGCGAGUGCUCGGCGAACGCCCCGCCGGAGUUGAUGGAGCUGUGGCCCUCGUUCCUCCACUGCGACGGACUGCCGCAGCCGGAGAAGCACGAGCUGUGUAUGCAGAUACCCCAGGAGGUGGCUGCUCCAGGUGGUGCUCCGGGUAGUCCCCCUACCACUAGUCCGCCCGGCGGCGGCGGCGGCGCCGGUGAAGGUCACCCCACGUACCGCUUCUGGCGGAGCGGGGCACCACCUGCUCCCGGUUCGGGUGGCGGCGUCCUCUGCCCCCAGAACUUCAGCGGCAGUCCCUUCAAUCCGGAGGAGUGUGUGCCCCAGUGCCAGCGGGAUGCCUUCCACACCAGCGCCCAGAAGAAGCUGUCGGAGAGCCUGAUCCUGGGCCUAUCGGCCGUCUGCUUCGUCCUCACCCUGUUCGCAUUGGUCACCUUUUGGGCGGAGCCCACCCGGUUCGGAUAUCCGGAGCGACCCGUGCUCUUCCUCUGCCUGUGCUACAACCUGUUCAGCGUGUGCUAUCUGGAGCGGAUCGUGUUCCACAACCAGGCGCGGAUGCAGGACCUCCCCGUCCAGGGCCGCCUGCUGCGACCCGCCUGCCUGCUGACGCCCCCCUGUUUGGCCUCCUACAUCACCACCUCGUAUCUGAGUCUCUGCGCCGCCAGCUGGUGGCUGAUCUUCGCCCUCUGCUUCUACCUCUCCUCCCACAAGAAGUGGUCCAGCGAGGCGCUGGAGAAGCGCUCCGGACUGUUCCACGUCCUGGCCUGGGUGCCGCCCCUGGCCCCGCCCAUCGCCGCCCUGCUGCUGGAGCGAGUGCGUCCCAGCGAGCUGACCGGGAUGUGCUAUGCCCCGGGUUUCGUGGAGCUGCCCGCCCUGAUCCUCCUGCUGCUCGGGCUGUACUUCACCCUGCGGGCCUCCCGAUCCCUGCUCCUCCUCCAGCAGCAGCUUCAGCCCACACUCGCCCACCAUCGAUUCGGGCAGAUCCGGAAGCGCUUCGUGGUCUUCUCGCUGCUCUACUUUGCACCCACGGCCGCCGGCGUGGUGGCGGCCCUCUGCGAGCGGUACGCGGACUCGGUGCCCAGUUGCUCCACUCCUGAGGACUGUGCUCCGCCCAUGCCGCUGAGUGCCUGGCCGGCGCUGGUCCGGAUCUUCUUCCAGCUGGUGGGCGGCACGCUGACCGGAUUGUGGGUGUGGUCGCGCAAGACCUGCGAGAGCUAUAGAAAUCGGCUGGGGGCGGGUGGCACGCCCACCUCCUCCUCGCUGAUGAACCAAAGCAAGUCGGCGGGGGCGCUGCCCAAGAAGCAGCUGUACACGAGUGGCAAGUCCAUGAUGCCCACCGCUCCGCUCUACGCCGGCAUCAGUUUCCACAACGUGCCCGUUUACAAUCCCAAUCAGUCGCGGGUCUAAGGAUUCCUCACUCCGAACUCCAUUGUAUAUAUAUGUAUGUAGGAAAACCCCUCUUAACCCCAGAAGGCUUUAAGCUCUGAUCUAAGUACACAAACGCAAUCGAGUGUACGUAUAGUUCGUAAGCCCCGAAAAGGAAAAACUGAAAUGUGUUAAUAGCUUUAAAGUUCGCCCUGCCCCCCAAGUGCAUCCAUCACCUCCAGUUUUAUUAGUAGUUCUUUAGCUAAUCGUAAGUCUGUACAUAGAGAAAGUGUUUUUUUUCCCUAGUUUAAAUAUUGAUUUUAAAUAGUCUUAAGAUAAGCAAUCAAUUUAAUAAAUUGUGAAUAAUUUAAAUGAA
Drosophila rhopaloa is the source of this 2295-nucleotide messenger RNA. RefSeq names its product frizzled-3. Lineage: Eukaryota; Metazoa; Arthropoda; Insecta; Diptera; Drosophilidae. Gene Ontology annotation, cellular component: plasma membrane. The record is from RefSeq and is a predicted model, not a curated record. Gene Ontology annotation, biological process: canonical Wnt signaling pathway; non-canonical Wnt signaling pathway. Gene Ontology annotation, molecular function: Wnt-protein binding; Wnt receptor activity.